Helianthus annuus (common sunflower) is the source of this 2018-nucleotide messenger RNA. RefSeq lists its product as uncharacterized. Gene Ontology annotation, molecular function: protein binding; DNA binding. NCBI's taxonomy places the organism in Eukaryota, Viridiplantae, Streptophyta, Magnoliopsida, Asterales, Asteraceae. Bases 220 to 1821 code for a protein of 533 amino acids. The record is from RefSeq and is a predicted model, not a curated record. The transcript is spliced from 8 exons.
UUUACAAUAAUACUCACGCGCUUUGCACAAGGUUACUUCCGAAAGUACCAAAGUUCGAGAAAAUCAGAAGAAAAAGCAACCCCUGCAACAUACGUGCAUUUCACCUUCAGGCUUCAUCCCUCUUGCAUUGUUGAAUGCUGCUGCAAAUCAAACCCAUAUCAGUGUAGUAGUUUAUAUAUGGCUUUAAAAGUGUAACAGUCAAAGUCCAAGUCAACCAAUAUGGGAAAGGGAGAUGGGAAGAAUGAGCGGACGCCAAAGGUUGUGAAACAACGUAGAAAUUUGAAGUCGAAAAAGUUGGAGUUUAUCGGAUGGGGUUCUAAAUCUUUAAUCGAGUUUCUUCAAUCAAUCGGGAAGGACACCGGCAAGGAACUUUCUCACCAUAAGGUGACCGCCAUUGUCGAUGAUUACGUGCACAAUUUCCAGCUUCUUCAUCCUCAGAAAAAGAAAAGGGUCAUCUGUGAUGAAAAACUUCAUUCUCUGUUUCGAAAGAAACAAAUUCCUCGAAUUAAAAUACACGAGCUCCUGCACUCUCACUUUGCUGAUAACCGUGAUUCUUCCGAGGAUGAUCAUUCGAAUAGUUCAGAAGAAUACGAGGAUGUAAAUUCAACACGCGUGAAACGAAAGGUUUCUAGUGCGGAGAAAAAAGCUCAUAGUCAAACUGAAAAUGCGUCGGGGACUUUGUUAAGCUGCUUUGCAGCUAUUGUUCCGGAAAACGUAAAGCUUUUAUAUUUAAAGAGGAGUUUAGUUCAGGAACUUGUUAAGCAGCCUGAAAGCUUUGAAGAAAAAUUGUUAGGAAGUUACAUCAGGAUAAAGUCGGAUCCAUUGGAUUUCUCUCGGAAGACCUCGCAUCAGCUUCAUCCCGUUACAGGGGUAAAAAAUGUUGGCUUACUUGAAGAAAUCCUUCUUCAAGUUCCAAACAUGAUUAAAGACAUACCUAUCCGUAUGCUCUCCGAUGAUGACUUCUCAAAGGAAGAAAUUGAGGAUUUAUGUCAGAGAAUUAAGGAUGGUUUGCUUAAGAGGCCUACCGUUGUGGAGGUUGAACAAAAGGCCCAAAUCUUGCAUGAGGAUAUAACAAAACACUGGCUUCCAAGAGAACUUGUCCGUUUACAAAACCUAAUAGAUCGUGCCAAUGAAAAGGGAUGGCGCAAAGAACUAUUUGCGUAUAUAGAAAGAAAGAAGCUGCUUCAAACACCAUCGGAGCAGUCAAAGUUGUUGACCGAAGUACCAAAGGUGACCGCUGACAAGUUAGAGCCAGAAUACACAACGCCACCGGAACAACUAAAAGAUAUACAAAAGCCCGAUAAUUUACCACUCGUAGCUCAUAAAGAUGUUCCAGAUCCCAGUAACAAUUUAGAAACAGAUCAGAUGUUGCCAUUGUGUUCCAAUGCUGAAGAAGAUGAAGUGAUAAUUCUUGAAGUGUUUGAUAAAUGCAACACAGAACCAACAAAGAAUGUGGGUUCUGGAGAACGCUUGACAAGCGUCCAAAGAGUAGAAGACAAGCAGAUGCCGGAGACCAAAUGUUCACGUCAGAUAAUUGACUUGUCAAACUUGAUUGAACUAAGUGACGACGAAGAGGAAACCCAUGAGCAAGUGGAUGAAGCAAAAACACACAGGCAAGAGGACGAGAAUGAAGUCUCCCGUCCGAAAUGGUUCUACCUGGAUCCACAAGGACAAAUACAAGGGCCCGUUUCAAGAUUUGAUCUGAACAAGUGGAAUGAUUACGGCUAUUUCUCGUUCGAUUUUAAGGUUUGGGAAGAUGGUCAGACGCCGGACCGUGCUAUCUUAUUGACAGACAUGCUUUCAAGCAAUAGUAGCAAAUGAUAACAGUUGCUUAUUUUAGUUAGUUGUAGCUGUUUUCAUUUAUGCUUAAACUAAGGGGGCAUCUUUUGUUUUUUUUUUUGUGGGUCAGAUUAUUUUGCUCAUCAUUAUAGUCAAGUUUAAUAAACCUUAAUCAUAGUUUUCCUGUAUAUACUUGUUUUUGAGUUACUAAUGUUGAAUGAUUUUAUCUUAUUUUUCUA